AUGCCGCACAUAUUCGUGCCUCCUGUCGCGACGCAGCGAGCUGGUUCUGCAGCAUGGCAACUACCCUCAGGAAAGAGCAAGCGCAAGAGAAUGAAGACUCUGAAAAAUGAUGCUGCACAAGGCGAGGACCCCUCUAGCCAGACACUGUAUGAUAUAGACAGCCACUCUGUGAACACUGCCAAUCUCGACUAUGUCGCUGUUGUAACUCCAAUCGAGAGGCUUCAACGCCGUGUCGCUGGACAACCGCUGGAUCAGCCUCCACCGCCCUUCCCAUUUCCGCACGCAGAGGUACCUUCGAAGAAGAGCUGGGCAGCACGAGGGGAUCUAGACGAGGAAAAGGAAGGCUCACAAGUGUCAAAGCUAUCGGACAGCUCACGUUCUUUGCACAUUCAACAUCUCGCUGCCUUGACCGCCAUAGUCCACCGGUCGCUCCUCCAGGAAGAUUUCCCUCGUGCUGCCCGCGCUCUAGGACUGAUCUUCCGCGAGGAUAUUGUCAGUAAGACUGCUGCUGUCCGCACUCAAGGCUAUAUGGGCAUUGCAGCUGAAGUACUCCUGCGUAAUGGAUCCGCCAGAGAUCCUACUCAUGACCAGGGUGUCUCUGCGAUUCCGUUCACGCCUGAGGGUUUCGAGAAAGCCAAGCGCUUCUAUGAGCGACUUAUCGUCAGGCAUCCCUAUCACAAGUCAUGGCCCGAGGCCGUCAAUGCUGUUGACUAUUACCUCGCUAUGUUCAAUAUUUGGAUCUACGUGGUGCAAGCCCAAUACGCGGCCCAAUCGACCGCGCAUGAGGACGAUGAAAUUGAUGUCGAGUCCGUCACUUCUUCUCCUCGCGUGAGCAGGUUGACCAAUACAUCACACAAGAAGGUGAGGGAACUUCAACAGGCUGAUCAGAUUGCAUCCAGGAUGGACACUUGCAUGGCGACCGUUCCAUAUAUGGAUGAACCGGAGCUCAUCAGACUUCGUGCCAUGGUCGCCCUUUGGGUGGCUGACCUCCACGACGAUUGUGCCCAUCUCACCAGACUCGGUGACCUGGAGGCUGUCGACAUGCCCUUGGACCCGAAUACCCCGUCGCCGGCUCUGAACGAAGACCACCCCUCAGCCCCGAACGAGCACAGGCGCGAGGCUGCUCGGGCACGUGACAAGGCGCAAGACCUCUUGUCGAGGCUGGAAAGUGAAGCGAGAAGCGACGGAGGAUGA
Cladophialophora immunda is the source of this 1194-nucleotide messenger RNA. RefSeq lists its product as uncharacterized. NCBI's taxonomy places the organism in Eukaryota, Fungi, Ascomycota, Eurotiomycetes, Chaetothyriales, Herpotrichiellaceae. Gene Ontology annotation, cellular component: RNA polymerase I core factor complex. The transcript has a single exon. Gene Ontology annotation, biological process: nucleolar large rRNA transcription by RNA polymerase I; transcription initiation at RNA polymerase I promoter. Bases 1 to 1194 code for a protein of 397 amino acids. The record is from RefSeq and is a predicted model, not a curated record. Gene Ontology annotation, molecular function: TBP-class protein binding; RNA polymerase I general transcription initiation factor activity; RNA polymerase I core promoter sequence-specific DNA binding.